Messenger RNA from Oncorhynchus keta (chum salmon), 3656 nucleotides. RefSeq names its product voltage-dependent calcium channel subunit alpha-2/delta-2-like. Gene Ontology annotation, cellular component: voltage-gated calcium channel complex. The record is from RefSeq and is a predicted model, not a curated record. The transcript is spliced from 38 exons. Gene Ontology annotation, molecular function: voltage-gated calcium channel activity. NCBI's taxonomy places the organism in Eukaryota, Metazoa, Chordata, Actinopteri, Salmoniformes, Salmonidae. The coding region runs from base 250 to 3633 and encodes 1127 amino acids.
GUGCGCAAAGGCACAGCAGCACCAGCGGUGGCAGCAGCGUCAAUGCAUCUGUGAGUCUUCGAAUCGGUUGUCUUGAGCUGCCAGUCCUCUGUACGUUUCAGAUUGAGAUUUCACAGCGCAAGGUCUUGAGGAGCCUCGCCAUCAACCGACACACUUUCGGAGCUCAGCGUUUAUUAUUAGCUCCGCUCUAAUAGACUAUUAUCACGACCCUAUUCUAUUUAUGCCGGUUUCUUGAAUAUUUAAUGGAAAAUGGCGAUCUGCGCUCAGUCCUACGGUAUAUUCUGUCUGUUCUCAAUCCAAACUAUCCUCAUCAUUAGCUUAUCUUCGCCGGCAACGGGGAGCCUCCGCUUCCCCCAACACUACACAAUGAUGCAUUGGGCAGGCCGCAUUGAGAAGGAGCUGGAGAAGACUAUACAGUUGGUCACUGGAACCCAGCAGAUAAGAGGGAUUUACAAUGAGAAGAAGAGUCAGUUUGACAUCAAGAGGAACAAUCCCAAGGACCUGGUGGAGAGGGUGGCACGAGACAUCGCCAAGCUGCUCACUAGCAAGAGGAGAGCCCUGGAGAGGCUGGCCAGGGAGGCGGAGCAGCUGCAGACAGAUUUUCCCUGGCUGGACAGUAUCAAGGAGAGCGACAUGGAGUACUAUGAUUCGAAAGCGGAAUCAGACUAUACGGAGGACGGAGAUGGGGAAGAGAACCUGAUGGAGAACCCCUACUCCAUGAAGCUGGAGUUUGUGGACGAUCCCAACUUUAAAAAUAAGGUCAACUACUCCUACAGCGCCGUCCAGAUCCCCACAGACAUCUAUAAGGGCUCACCAGUCAUCCUGAAUGAGCUGAACUGGACCCAGGCUCUGGAGAGGGUUUUCAUUGAUAACCGCCGGGAGGACAGCUCUCUGCGCUGGCAGGUGUUCGGCAGCGCCACGGGGGUCACAAGAUAUUACCCAGCCACUCCAUGGAGAGCACCCAAUAAGAUUGACCUGUAUGACGUCCGCAGGCGGCCAUGGUACAUCCAAGGGGCAUCAUCUCCCAAGGACAUGAUCAUCAUCGUGGACGUGAGUGGCAGUGUCAGUGGACUCACUCUGAAACUGAUGAAGACGUCGGUCAUGGAGAUGCUAGACACUCUGUCAGAUGACGACUAUGUGAAUGUAGCCAGGUUUAACGAGAAGGCUGAUGCUGUCGUCCCCUGUUUUAAGACCUUGGUCCAGGCCAACAUGAGAAACAAGAAGAUCUUCAAGGAGUCUAUCAUGCACAUGCAAGCCAAAGGAACCACUGACUACAAGUCUGGCUUCCAGUUCGCCUUCGAACAGCUACUCAAUGAUACCGGCGCCCCAAGGGCGGGCUGCAAUAAGAUGAUAAUGAUGUUUACAGAUGGAGGAGAGGAUCGUGCACAGGACAUCUUUGAGAAGUACAACUGGCCCAACAAAACAAUUCGAGUAUUUACCUUUUCAGUUGGGCAGCACAACUAUGAUGUCACCCCCUUGCAGUGGAUAGCUUGUGCCAACAAAGGAUUCUACUAUGAGAUUCCAUCCAUUGGAGCCAUCAGAAUUAACACACAGGAGUACCUGGAUGUGCUGGGUCGGCCCAUGGUGCUGGCUGGGCCCAAGGCCAAGCAGGUCCAAUGGACCAAUGUCUACCAGGAUGCUCUGGGUCUGGGUCUGGUCAUAACUGGGACCAUGCCAGUCUUCAACCUCACCGCUGAUGCAAAUUCUCAGACGCAGCUUGUCCUUGGUGUCAUGGGGGUGGAUGUUGCAAUCAACGAAAUUAAGAGGAAGACACCAACAUACAGGCUUGGAGCCAAUGGAUACACCUUUGCGAUCGACCAAAAUGGCUAUUUGCUCCUGCACCCCAACCUGCAACCUAAGGUAGGAUCAAGACUGUCCUCUAUGCAUCCCAUCCUGCAACCUAAGAUCAUUAACUUCAGAGAACCUGUCACCCUGGACUUCCUGGAUGCUGAGCUAGAGGACAGUAAAAAGGAGGAGAUCCGUCGAGAAAUGAUUGAUGGCAAAUCAGGGCAAAAGAAAAUCAAGACUCUCAUUAAGUCUGUUGAUGAGAGGUACAUUGAUGAGGCCAUGCGGACAUAUACCUGGACACCAGUGGAGGGCACAGAUUACAGUCUAGGGCUGGUACUGCCCACAUACAGUGAGAACCACAUCAAGGCUAACCUGAGUGACCAGAUCCUGCAGGUGCAGUAUUUUGAAUCUCUGCUGCCAAACAGUUUUGAGUCUGAAGGACAUGUAUUCAUAGCUCCCAGGGAAUACUGCAACGAGCUAGAGCUCUCCAACAACAACACUGAGUUCCUGCUCAACUUCAUCGCUCUCAUGGAGAAGGUGACACCUGACUCCAAACAAUGUGACAACCUGCUCCUUCAUAACCUCAUCCUCGACACUGGCAUCAUCAGACAGCUGGUGGAGAAGGUGUGGAAGACCAAAGACCUCACCACCUAUGGCUUUCUGGCAGUGUUUGCUGCAACAGACGGAGGGAUUACAAGAGUGUUUCCCAACAAGGCUGCUGAGACCUGGGAAGAGGACCCUGAGCCUUUUAAUGCCAGCUAUUACCGCCGCAGUCUGGACAACAAGGGCUACAUCUUCAGAGCGCCUUAUCGCACCGUGAAUGAUGAACUGCUGAACCCAGAGAACGACACCAUAGGAAUCCUGGUCAGCACUGCAGUGGAGAUCACAGUGGGAGGGAAAACCAUCAAACCUGCAGUGGUUGGCGUAAAGCUGGACCUUGAGGCCUGGGUGGACAAAUUCAAGAUCCUGGCUAGCAACCAAACAAGUCCAACAAGUGACAACCGCCAAGUCCAACAAACGUGUGGACCAACCAGUGGCUGUGAGAUGGACUGUGAAGCCAACAGCGAAGACCUUCUAUGUUACCUGGUGGAUGACGGUGGUUUCCUGAUCAUGUCCAAUCAGAAGGAUCACUGGAACAAGAUUGGCAUGUUCUUCAGUGAGGUGGACCCCUACCUGAUGCAUGCUCUCUACAACAACUCCUUUUACAACCGGAAGCAGUCCUUUGACUACCAGUCUGUGUGUGACCCCGUGCCAAGCAGCAACACCGGGGCUGCACCAAGAGGAGUCUUUGUGCCCACCAUUGCAGACUUUGUGAACCUGGCCUGGUGGUCAUCAGCAGCUGCCUGGUCCCUAUUUCAGCAGCUGCUCUAUGGAAUGGCCUACCACAGUUGGUUUGUCACAGAUGAGGUGGAGGCAGAGGGGAUGGACUCCAGAGAGACCAGCUGUGUGACGAUACAGACUCAGUUCUACUUCACUAACAUCAACAGCUCCUAUGACAUCUUGCAAGACUGUGGCAACUGUUCCAGGCUGAUCCAUGCCAAGAGGUUAAACAACACCAACUUGCUGUUUGUGGUGGCAGAGAAGAUGCCCUGCAACACCUGUGAGGUGGAGAAACUGUCCCAGGCAGAGACAGAGUUCAAGGAGGAUAACCCAUCAUGUGAGGACAUGAGUGCAGCGAGGUAUCGAAAAGGGCCCGCUGUGUGCUACGACUACAAUCUUUCUGAGAACACAUCAGACUGUGGGCGGGGCCACUCCUUCCACCCCUCACUCCAGACCCUGCUCAUGAUUCAGCUCUUCCUCCUCUAUCCAAUCGCCAGCCCUCAUAUUCUGCCUCUUUUACUUUAAUUUUCCUCCAGUCUGCUCUCCCC